UCACAGCCGUGUUCACAUUGCGAUUCAGGUCUUGAUCGAUAUACUGUCUAUGGUUGAUCGUCAGCCACGUUGUUCGCAACACUAAUGUCUGCCCAACAGCCUGCAAGCAGCCUAACCGAGGCAGCAGCGUUACUUCACACUGUACUGGCGUCAGCGGAGACCAUCAGAACCUUGUCUAAUGCGACAACAGUCGGGCAGCAACCGACGGUUGCAACUUCAAGCUCAAGCCGCGACACACUGGACAGUCACAUAGCGUCGCUUUUCCCCUCCGGACAGCACAGCACCGUGACACUGCCCACUGCAGCUCCAGUCCGGAGAGAGUGUGCGCCGCGUUAUCAAGCGCAACGCUUCAGCUCUUGGACUUCAGCCACGAGGAGGAAAAGAGUCAGGACACAGCAGCAUGACCAUUUCAACAAGGACGUAAUACUACUCCCUAAUCAAUCAUGGGGAGUAGUGUGCAAACAAGGUCCAAAAUCAUGGUUACACAAACAUGGACACAUCCUCAGUGCCUUUGAAUUACAGAAGGACUGGGACCACCAGACUGUUUUAGAACGCAUCAGGAAUGGCUUUGGUGAGAACAUUCCAGAUGAUGUCAGCCUCCAGUUUCUCAUGGCUUGUGGCAAUAAGCUGGUAUUCCCUAAGCUCCAGGAUGGUCAGGAGCUGAAUGGGAUGCUAAUUCACAAGGUCUUUAAAACCAAAGCCCUGUAUGUGAGACCAUCAAGGACCCUUUUUAACGCUUUUGCGAUUUUGUUUGUUUUUACCACUUAA
This is a messenger RNA of Perca flavescens (yellow perch), 768 nucleotides long. RefSeq lists its product as uncharacterized. The record is from RefSeq and is a predicted model, not a curated record. The transcript has 3 exons. The coding region runs from base 85 to 768 and encodes 227 amino acids. Lineage: Eukaryota; Metazoa; Chordata; Actinopteri; Perciformes; Percidae.